CAUCAUGCAAGCCGAGGCAGCGCAUGUCAAGUUCCGGGUCACGUGGUUAAAAAGCUGAGAUGUUUUGGUUUAGAAGUGUCCCCCAGUUUUAGCCAGUUUAUUUUUAUUUAUUUAUGUCACUUUACACUCGCCAGUAGCAGUAAAGAUGGACGCUUUACACGGACACCGCUCACUUUAUAAAGGAACUACUUCGCCAUGGAAGGAAACGUACCGCAAGCGCUGUGUGGACAGGCUAAAGAACAGCCGGUCGAGGCUGCUGGAGAGAUAUCGCCAGACGGGAGACAGCCCGCAGCGGAGCGGCUCCGGGGCCUCCAUCAUCGUCCAGGAGGUGAUGGAGGAGGAGUGGACCGCCCUGCAGUCCGAGGACCGGAGACUGCCCUCGCUGUGGGGGCCAGAGAGCAUGGCAGAGAUGUUCAAUGUCAUGAAGCAGUACGAUGAACUGGCAGUACUGGAAGAAAUCCAACAGGAGCUGGUGUCUCAUGAAAUGUCUAUUAUUGAAGAGUACGAGAGGAACCUGCAGUUUGAGCAGCAGUACAUAUCGUCUGUUGUGGAGGGGAUGGAGGACGCGUAUAUUAUUUGCCCCAUAUGUCACACGAACAACUUGAACAUCAACAGCCAUUUCAUCUCCUGCCCCUGUGGACUGUACAUUAACACUAAGAAAGAGAACGUCACCCCCGACGUCCUGAGGAGUCUCCUGGAGUCCAGGGUGUCGGAGCACAUGGAGGACUGUCUCCACAACCCGGUUUUCUCUGUAGCUCUGGACACGGACUGCUCUCCCAACCUGAUGAUCAGCUGCAAGGUUUGUGACUACCUCUCCAUCGUCCUGUGAAAGCUGUUAUGAGUGACUUAACUCACGAUAUUUGAUUUUUUUUUUUUUAUCGUUUUGUUCUCUCUCUGUUUUGUGAAAUAAAGACUAUUUUUAUAUUUAA
Messenger RNA from Anarrhichthys ocellatus (wolf-eel), 929 nucleotides. RefSeq names its product RPA interacting protein (gene rpain). Lineage: Eukaryota; Metazoa; Chordata; Actinopteri; Perciformes; Anarhichadidae. The coding region runs from base 146 to 829 and encodes 227 amino acids. The record is from RefSeq and is a predicted model, not a curated record. The transcript has 7 exons. Gene Ontology annotation, biological process: protein import into nucleus. Gene Ontology annotation, cellular component: nucleus; PML body.